AUGAGUUCAGAUCGAAACUUCUCAAAAAUCAGAAUUGAGUUACAAAUUAUCCAAUCUGGAACUUCUCAAGAUAUUUCUAUCCCAAAUAUAGACUCCAAACUUAUAGCUUGCAACCAAAACGACAAUUUUCUCAUUCAACCCUUACUUAAAUUUCUAUCAGAUCAUCAUCAAAAUCUAGAGCAUACAAUGGUUUCUUUGUUUUCUAGCAUAAAAAAAGUUUUUGUAUAUUCACUCCACCCCUCCGUGAGCGAAUAAAAAUUUUUGUUCGAUCAUAGAGAAGAGUUAAUUUUUUAAAAAAAUCCCAAUCAGAAAAGUUUUAACUCCCCCCCCCCUCCGUGAGUGAACAAAAAAUUUUUGUUCGCUCACGGAUGGGGGUUAAUUUUUAUUUUUUUAAAAAAAAUUAUAUAUAAAUUUUUAAUUGUAAAAUAAUAUUUUUUUUAUAAGUUGAAAAUUAUUUUAAAAAUAUUAUGGGGGGAGAGUAGGGAAAUUUCCCAAAAAAAAAAAGAAUACCAUUUGAUUAAAGGUAAAACACAGCUUAAUUUUUCAAUAAUUUAAUAAUCAAUAAACCUAUUAGUAAUAAAUAUAUGCAUUCAGUUAAAAUAUUUUAUAUAUUUUCUUAUUUAAUAUAAUAAGCAAAUUCUCUAUAAAAUCAUAAUAAAAAUGUACAAAGGGAAAAGAAAGUACAUUGAAAUUUGGCAGAAAGUUGAAAUUGCUGAAUUUUACAUUCAACACCAAAAUGAGAUGAGCAUGAGAGAUGUUGCUGCAAAGUUUCAUGUCAACUCCUUUAGCUCGAUUUCCGAAUGGGUGAAUAAGCUUGAUGAGUUGAAGAAAUCAGUAAAAUCUGAUAAAAAAUUAAAAUUAGAAAGCUUCACUCAAAUUUCCAGAGCUAGAGAAAGAACUAGUUCAUUGGUUUACUGCAAUCCGUGAGCAAGGUAUUCAGGUUCUCAGAUCAACGAUUGAGGAGAAAGCAAAAAGUUUGGCGGCAGAAAUGGGAUUGGCGCGAUUCGGCUGUGGAGAUAAAUGGUGGCAAGGAUUUAGGACCAGAAAUAAUUUAUCUUUCAGAAAAAUCAAUGCCUCAAGCAUUAAGCCAAUCGAAAAAGAGGCAGAACUUGUCAGGCAAUACCUAGAUGAUUUAGCGUCAUUGCUUCCUCAAUUCGUUCCAUCUAACAUUUACAAUUUCGAUGAAACGAGAUUUGAUUGAGAUGUAAAAAGCAAGUUCACUUAUGAUUCAAGGGAACUCAACGAAUUCUAGGCGUUCAAUCAGCUAAAAUGAACCAUUUUAUCACUGUUAUGCUUAUGAUUAGAGCUGAUGGAGAAAAAAAUGCCUGCUUUGCUCAUUUUUCAAGAGAAAAAUGGCCAGAUCCCGAACCUUGUAAGAGAAAGACUGAAUAUUCCAGAAAAUGUCAUCAUAAAAUCAAAUAAAUCUGGCUACAUUUCUGACCAGAUUCUUAAUGACUACCUCAGAACAAUAUUGAGACGAGAAAACCAACUGCUGAUUUAUGAUCAGGCUGGAAGUCAUAAAACUAUCAUGAUUUCUAAUGCAAUUUCAGAUUUAGAUGCAACCAAAAUUGUGAUCCCUGGAGGGUGCACAAAGUAUUUGCAACCACUUGACGCACUGGUAAUUGCAAAUUUCAAAUCAAAAACAACAGAUUCAGAAUCAAAUUCCAAACAGAGCAGAUUGAAAGAAGAUCGAAAAGAACUGGAAACCUCAAAGCUCUUGAUCGCCAGCAACUGAUAAACAUUGCUUCAAAGGCGUGAGAUGCUGUAAGCCCUCAACUUGUCAGAAAAUCAUUUGAGUUGACGGGUUCUUAUGGCGUUAAUCAUCCAAAGAUUUUCAGCCAUCAAGUUAAUAUGAAGAAGUUAAUUAUCUAAUCGAUUUCUUCUAUUCAUUUUUUUGUCUUAAAUUUAAAAUUGUUAAAUUCAACCUUUUCACUUAUGGUAUUCUUUUUUUUAACCCUUUGAAUAAUAUAUCAAACAAACUUAAUAAUUAUUUUUCAAUAUUAUCCUCUUUAUUUGUAUUAAAUAUAGAUAUAAUAAAAAUAUAUAUAAAAUUAUAUGUAAAAAAAUUUUUGUUCGCUCACGGAGGGUGGGUUUUUGACCAAAAAAUAGGGAUUUUUCUAAUGGUUUUGUUCGCUCACGGGAGGGGGGGGGGGGAGUAAGGCAAAUUUAAUUUAAUUUGAAAUUUAUGUUUUUUAAAAUUCACGCUUUUUAAAUUAAAUAGAAUUAGUUAGAGAUUUUAUUAUAAUAAUUAUCACUUAUAUAUCAAAAUAUUUUUUCAUAAAAAAUUUUGUUCACUAGCGGAGGAUGUGUUUUUACCCAUAAUUUUUUUCCAAUGGAUUUGCUCACUCACAAAGGGGGAGUCAGGAAACUAUCCUUUACCUGGCGACCUUCAGGUUUCUGCAAAUGAAUUCAUUUCAAAUUCCACAAUAAAAUUAAGAUUCCGAUACACAAGAGAUUAUGAGUCAUCAAAAACAGCUCAAGUUGAGCAAGGAGCUGAAGAGGAUAAUGAGUCUGAUAGCGGCGCAAAAGGGAGUAAAAGGACUAAAGAAAGGAAGGUCGGCGUCAUAAUAGAAAAAGUAGCUCAGUGGAGAAACUUAUAUAACGGAGUCCCAAACUCUAACGGAGAAAUGGUUAGGCUGACUUUAGAAGAAGCUGCCACAAAGGUCGGAAUUUCGAAAAAAUCUCUUGAUGACUAUCUGUUACAAUUGAGAUUUGGCAGGAAAUAUGGGUUCAAUUUUGAAGAGCAUAAAAAUGAUAAAGUUGGGCUAUUAAGAGCUUUUGUAAAAAAAUUCAAAAAAAUCCAAUCUGACCUUUCAAAAGUGAAGCCUGGUGAGACAAUUCCAAGUGAGCUUGAGCAGCAGAUAAAUGAAAAAGGCACGCCACUGUGUAAAUCUAAAAAAUGUUGUGUGCCACCUUCUGGGAUUUUAAAGGUUCCAGGACAAAGUUCAAAUUAA
This is a messenger RNA of Blepharisma stoltei, 2954 nucleotides long. Lineage: Eukaryota; Ciliophora; Heterotrichea; Heterotrichida; Blepharismidae. The record is from the annotation of a GenBank genome assembly.